CUCAAACUCAAAACUCACUUGACCACUACGCUACUACUUAACUUUCCUUGGCACUUGGCAAUCAGCCAGCAGUAGUAGGUACCUAUAAUCUUUUUUAUCAUCUUUAAUCAACUCCCUGGCCUUUGUUAAACAAAAACAAAUAACACUCGCUCAAACACCUUAAAAUAAUGUCAACAAAACGACAGUGUACAUUUUAAUAGCAAUAUUAUAAAUAUUAGGUAGGUAUUCGAAAUUAAGAACUUGAGAAUAGGUUCAAGAACGAAACCUUGAUUUCCAUAACUAAUGGCUGAUCAGGGUAUUGAAGCCAUCAAAGUGUUCCCGCAACAGCAGCAGCAGCAGCUUAAUAAUCAGGAAUCCAUAAUGAAUUCUAUGGAUAGAUAUAGAAACGAAUGGACCCAGAUAAUAGCAUCACUUGAAAAUUUUGACGCAAUUCGUGAUCUGGCAUUUAAUGGAGAUCUUAAAGUAUCUAAAUUCCGUAGCAUCUAUUGGGCUCUGUUGUUGCGGGUGUUAAAUGCUGAUCAUACUACGUGGAAGGAGCAGCGUGUACAACAAAGGAAUAGGUAUGAGAAAUUGAAGCAAGAAUUUGUUAAGAAUCCCCAUACUGCAAAGUUCAACAAUGAUGAUCCGUUGUCGCAAUCGAAACAGAGUAUAUGGAAUCAAUACUUCAGUGACCAAGAACUUUUUGCUGUGAUCAAACAGGAUGUGAUACGUACUUUUCCUGGUGUUGAAUUCUUUAGAAAACCUUUAAUUCAAUCAGCAAUGACGAAUAUUCUUUUCUAUUAUGCGAGGGAACAUCCAUACAUGUGCUAUCGUCAAGGAAUGCAUGAGAUCCUAGCCCCUAUAUUAUUUGUUAUGUAUGGUGAUCAUCAGGCUCUGUUGCACUUUAUGGAAUUGAGUGAAGACAUAGAUGAACUGCUGAGAGAUGUUUUAAGUCCGGAACACUUGGAAGCUGAUUCCUAUUCAAUAUUUUCACGGCUUAUGGCAUCCAUUGAGUCCUAUUAUCGAAUAACAAAUUUAACACAAACUGAUGGCGGUUACUUUCCUGUUGAGAAUGAUCAGGAUAUACUCGAUCCAGUUACAACUGAAGUAGAAGUUAUAAGUCAAUUAAAUUUGAUACGUGAUAAAAUACUUGCCAAGGAAGACUUACAUUUGCAUAACUAUCUACUUAAAUUGGACAUUCCUUUGCAUAUUUUUGGCAUACGAUGGCUUCGGCUUCUUUUUGGAAGAGAAUUCCCUUUGCUCGAUCUACUUAUGCUGUGGGAUGCAAUAUUCGCCGACAGUGACCGUUUUGAUCUCCCCAACUAUAUUCUUGUAGCCAUGUUAAUUCGAAUUCGGGACAAGUUACUUUUAAAUGAUUAUACAACAUGUCUUACAUAUCUCAUGAGAUAUCCUACAAAUGUAGAUAUCAAUUUAAUUCUUCGUCAUGCCUUGCACAUGCAAAGUCCCAAAAAAUUUGAUCGUCCACCAAAUGCCUUUAUAUAUUUCACUAUGAAUACUGAAACAGCUCAAUCAUCUCAAUAUCCAGCAUCAUCAUCUUCGUCACAAAUUAAAUCUGUUGUUCCUGGUUCAGCACCAACAAUGAGAAAAGUUUUACCACACUCGCAAAUUACUCAUUUGGGACCAAAUGAAAAACGUCGUCAACGCUCGAGUUCACUAUCGAAUGACAGUAAGUUUCAAAAACAAAUAAUUGACAUACAAUAUAGAAAUGCAUUAGACUUAGCAGCUAUAGCCAGAUUGAAGGCAACUCCGGAGUCCGAUAAAGUCAUAAUCGAUGGAUAUUCAGAAAAUAGCCCCGAACUACUUAGUUUGAAAUUGAAGAAUGCACAAAAUAUCAUUAAUUUCUCGAAAAAUAAACUACAAAACUAUUUGGACACGGUUAAGAAACACCUACCGCCAAAACCCUCUGAUGAAUUGGGUCGAGCUCUCGAUGGCAUUGAAGAAUUAUGCAGUUUUCUUGAUGCACAAAUUAUAUUCCCUAACUAUUCUCGAACCACACAAAUCGAUCAAGCUCUCGAAGCAGAUGAAAGUCGUCAAUUCAAAUCAAUGUCACCAGAGAUAAAAACUAUCAAUGAAAACAACAUCACAGUUCCACAACUUACAAAAACCUUCGAUCCAAGAGUCCAGGAAUCGAGGCAAUUAGAAGAAGUAGAGAUAGUCUCGAAUGGAGGAGGCAGAACAGCUUAUGAGAAACCCGACACUGGAUAUAUGGUUAAUUCAUUUCGGUUGCUUGGGAAUCGUAAGGAGGUUGAACUGAUAGCAAUUGCAACUGACGAAAAAGCUGAUCAGGUGACUAGCUUGAGUGGUAUGCCUUCUAUUGACCCCGUGGGCUGCAGAGACGAUUGAUUGGUUAUUAUUUUUUUAGUAAAAUAUAUUUACUUGCGACUGAUUUUGUUUUUGUUACAAAUCUAUUAGUAUAAUAAUUCAUUGACCAAGCCAGGUCGUGUUCUUUAAAAAAUGUAUCUUAAACUUUUGCAUUUUUGUUCAAAAUUAAAUGAUAGAUUGUUCGAAA
Messenger RNA from Eupeodes corollae, 2509 nucleotides. RefSeq names its product TBC1 domain family member 5 homolog A (gene TBC1D5). NCBI's taxonomy places the organism in Eukaryota, Metazoa, Arthropoda, Insecta, Diptera, Syrphidae. Gene Ontology annotation, biological process: activation of GTPase activity. The record is from RefSeq and is a predicted model, not a curated record. The transcript has 13 exons. The coding region runs from base 283 to 2343 and encodes 686 amino acids. Gene Ontology annotation, molecular function: GTPase activator activity.